This is a messenger RNA of Periconia digitata, 1776 nucleotides long. The record is from the annotation of a GenBank genome assembly. NCBI's taxonomy places the organism in Eukaryota, Fungi, Ascomycota, Dothideomycetes, Pleosporales, Periconiaceae.
AUGCGCUUACGGUGGUACGGAUACCCUGGCGGUGCUAUUCUGCCCGUCUUCGAUGCAAUUUACAAUUCACCUCAUUUGGACUUCAUUCUCCCCCGCCAUGAACAAGGUGCCGGUCACAUGGCCGAGGGUUACGCCCGCGCUAGUGGCAAGCCUGGUGUUGUCAUUGUCACCUCCGGCCCUGGUGCCACCAAUGUCGUCACACCCAUGCAGGAUGCCCUCAUGGAUGGAACCCCCAUGGUUAUCUUCUGUGGUCAAGUCGUGACCAGCGCAAUUGGCUCCGAUGCCUUCCAAGAAGCCGACACCAUUGGCAUUACGCGGCCAUGCUCCGAGUGGAACGUCAUGGUCAAGGACAUUGCUGAGUUGCCUAGAAGGAUUAACGAGGCUUUCAAUAUCGCUAUGAGUGGACGCCCUGGCCCGGUCCUCAUCGACCUACCCAAAGACAUCACUGGUGGUACCCUUCGUCGCCCGAUUUACAUGGCCAGUUCGAUGCCCACACACCCCAGUGCCGCAACUGUUGACGCCAAGGAAGUGGGCAAUAUACAUCUCGAAGCAUCAAUCAGUCGCUCAGCCAAUUUGAUCAACAAGGCGAAGAAGCCCAUCAUCUACGCUGGACAGGGUAUCGUCAGCACACCCGAGGGCCCUAUACUUCUGAAGGAAUUCGCAGACAAAACCCAUAUCCCCGUCACCACCACCCUUCAAGGUCUGGGUGCAUAUGACGAGCUUGACAACAAGUCCCUCCACAUGCUCGGUAUGCACGGGUCGGCAUAUGCCAACAUGGCAAUGCAGGAGGCCGAUCUCAUCAUUGCACUGGGUGCCCGUUUCGACGACCGCGCCACCUUGAAUGUCGACAAGUUCGCUCCCGCCGCAAAAGCAACAGCGGCAGAGGGCCGAGGCGGUAUCAUCCACUUCGAAAUCAUGCCCAAGAACAUCAACAAGGUCGUGCAAGUGACCGAGGCUGUGGAGGGUGAUGUCGUCACUAAUCUCGCCGCUCUCUUGCCUCAGGUCAAUGAUGUCAAGGAACGACCUGAGUGGUUUGCACAAAUUGACGACUGGAAGGCCCGCUUUCCAUGGAACUUCGAACGCGAGGGCGAAAAUGGCCUCAUCAAGCCGCAGACUGUGAUUAAGAGGCUUUCUAAGCUUACAAAAAACAUCAAGGACGAGACGGUCAUUACUACCGGGGUUGGGCAGCAUCAGAUGUGGGCAGCGCAGAACUACCGAUGGAGAUACCCACGCGCUAUGAUCACCUCGGGUGGACUUGGUACUAUGGGUUACGGUCUCCCUGCUGCCAUUGGCGCUAAAGUUGCGCGUCCUAACGCUCUUGUCAUCCAUAUUGACGGCGACUCGUUCUUCAGCAUGACUCUGACCGAACUCUCCACUGCCGCCGAGUUUAAUAUUGGAGUCAAGGUCAUCAUUCUGAACAACGAAGAGCAGGUUAUGGUCACCCAGUGGCAAUCUAUGUUCUACAAUGAUCGUUUCGCGCAUACGCAUCAGCGUAACGCAGACUUUGUCAAGCUCGGUGACGCCAUGGGCGUUCGGGCCCAGCGUGCUGUGAAGCCAGCUGAACUCGAAGAGAAGCUCAAGUGGCUGAUCAACACUGAAGGCCCAGCUCUUCUUGAAGUUGUGACAGACCAAAAGGUGCCCGUUCUGCCUAUGGUGCCCGCAGGUAACGGCCUGCACGAAUUCCUGGUGUACAACGAAGAAACCCAAAGGAAGAGGCGUGCCCAGACCAGAGAAAGGACAGGCCGGUAAAUGUCGGUCUUCAGCACUGUAACUCAU